This is a messenger RNA of Parnassius apollo (apollo), 3543 nucleotides long. The record is from the annotation of a GenBank genome assembly. Lineage: Eukaryota; Metazoa; Arthropoda; Insecta; Lepidoptera; Papilionidae.
AUGGCUACGGUGGAGGGGCGGCCGGCGCAAUAUGGCGUCAGCCUCCGGCAGCUGCGCGAGCUGAUGGAGACUCGAGGCCCCGAGGGGUUAGCCAAGAUCAACGCGCUCGGCGGGCCACAGGAGCUGUGCAAGAAGCUUUACACAUCGCCCACGGACGGUCUUAGCGGUACGAAAGCAGACCAGCAGCACAGGCGGGAGGUAUUCGGUUCGAAUUUAAUCCCACCGAAGCCCCCCAAGACCUUCCUAACUUUAGUAUGGGAAGCUUUGCAGGAUGUCACCCUCAUUAUUCUGGAGGUAGCAGCUGUCGUCUCGCUAGGAUUGAGUUUUUACAAGCCGUCCGAAGAUGAGAGCGAUAUUGGUCACUUGGACGAGGAGGAGGGUCACUACCAAUGGAUCGAAGGUCUGGCGAUCUUAAUAUCCGUCAUAGUUGUUGUUAUAGUCACAGCGUUCAACGAUUACACGAAAGAGAGACAGUUCAGAGGGCUUCAAUCGAGGAUAGAAGGCGAGCACAAGUUCGCGGUGAUCCGCGGCGGUGAGGUUAAUCAAGUGCCUAUCAGCGAGAUCGUCGUCGGGGACAUCUGCCAGAUAAAAUAUGGCGACUUGCUUCCUGCUGAUGGUAUCCUGCUGCAGAGUAACGACCUCAAGAUCGAUGAAUCGUCGCUCACUGGUGAAUCGGACCAUGUCAAGAAGGGUGAAUCUUUUGAUCCCAUGGUGCUAUCUGGUACUCAUGUUAUGGAAGGUUCGGGGAAGAUGCUAGUAACAGCUGUGGGUGUGAACUCACAAGCCGGUAUCAUCUUCACGCUUCUCGGUGCCGCCGUGGACAAACAAGAGAAAGAGAUCAAGCAGAUAAAGAAAGGCGAUGAGGACGCGACCUUGCCGGCUGCUGGAAACAGUCAUGGCGCGAACCACCUGCCCGAAGAUAACCACGUGGCCGCCCCAACGGAAAAGCCGCAUGAGACCAGCCAUAAGAAGGAGAAGUCUGUUUUGCAAGCAAAACUGACCAAGCUCGCCAUACAGAUCGGUUACGCUGGCUCCACGAUUGCAGUGCUGACAGUAAUCAUCCUCGUGGUUCAGUUCUGCGUGAGGACUUUCGUCAUCGAAGGGCGGCCGUGGAAGGCCACUUACGUCAACAACCUGGUCAAGCACCUCAUUAUCGGUGUCACCGUGCUGGUGGUCGCUGUCCCCGAGGGGUUGCCGUUAGCUGUCACCCUGUCGCUUGCUUACUCUGUUAAGAAAAUGAUGAAAGAUAACAACCUGGUGCGUCACUUAGACGCGUGUGAAACGAUGGGCAACGCGACCGCUAUCUGCUCCGACAAGACGGGUACUCUCACCACUAACAGAAUGACGGUAGUCCAGUCCUACAUCUGCGAGAAGCUCUGCAAAGUCACCCCCAACUUUAGGGAUAUCCCCGCAGAAGUGGGGGAGACGCUUAUAGAAGGAAUGUCGGUUAACAGUGCUUUCACUUCUAGGAUUAUGCCUUCCCAAGACCCGACCGGUCCGCCCAUGCAAGUUGGAAACAAGACCGAAUGUGCUCUUUUGGGCUUUGUGCUGAAUUUAGGGCAGAGCUACGACGCUGUACGUGAACGACACCCAGAAGAGUCCUUUACGCGGGUAUACACGUUCAAUUCCGUGCGAAAGAGCAUGUCCACCGUCAUACCUUACAAAGGCGGGUACAGGCUUUACACUAAAGGCGCUUCCGAGAUUGUUUUAAAGAAAUGUGCAUUCAUCUACGGACACGAAGGCCGCCUGGAGAAGUUCACGCGUGACAUGCAAGAGAGACUGGUCAAACAGGUCAUCGAACCUAUGGCCUGCGACGGCCUGAGGACCAUAUCCGUCGCCUACCGGGACUUUGUGCCGGGCAAAGCUGACAUCAACCAGGUGCAUAUAGACCAAGAACCGAAUUGGGAUGACGAGGACAACAUCGUGAACAACCUUACCUGCCUCUGUGUCGUCGGUAUUGAGGAUCCUGUCAGGCCCGAGGUGCCGGAAGCUAUCCGCAAAUGCCAGAAGGCGGGCAUCACGGUUCGCAUGGUGACGGGUGACAACGUGAACACGGCCCGGUCUAUCGCGAUCAAGUGCGGCAUUCUCAAACCCAGCGACGAUUUCCUUAUCCUGGAAGGCAAGGAUUUCAACACACGAAUUCGGGAUGCGAAUGGAGAGGUACAACAACACCUGCUGGACAAAGUGUGGCCGAAGCUGCGCGUGCUUGCGCGUUCGUCUCCCACGGAUAAAUACACGCUGGUGAAAGGAAUGAUCGAGUCCAAGGCGUUCGACAAGCGAGAAGUUGUCGCGGUCACCGGCGACGGAACCAACGACGGACCCGCGCUCAAGAAAGCCGACGUUGGAUUCGCUAUGGGUAUCGCCGGUACGGACGUAGCCAAAGAAGCCUCGGACAUCAUCUUGACGGACGACAACUUCUCGUCGAUCGUAAAGGCGGUGAUGUGGGGCCGCAACGUGUACGACUCCAUCGCCAAGUUCUUACAGUUCCAGCUCACCGUCAACGUGGUCGCCGUCAUCGUGGCUUUUAUUGGCGCGUGCGCGAUACAGGACAGUCCUCUCAAGGCCGUGCAAAUGCUGUGGGUAAACCUGAUCAUGGACACGUUGGCGUCGCUGGCGCUGGCCACUGAGCUGCCCACGUCCGACCUGCUGCUACGCAAGCCCUACGGACGCACCAAACCGCUCAUCAGCCGCACCAUGAUGAAGAACAUUCUCGGACAGGCCAUCUACCAGCUCUUCAUCAUAUUCUCGCUGCUCUUCGUUGGUGACAGAAUACUAAACAUCCCCUCGGGUCGGGGCCAGCCGUUAGGCUCGGAACCAACGCAGCACUUCACCAUUAUCUUCAACACUUUCGUAAUGAUGACGCUGUUCAACGAAAUCAACGCGCGUAAGAUACACGGCCAGAGAAACGUCUUCGAGGGGCUCUUCACCAACCCUAUCUUCUAUUCGAUAUGGAUCGGUACUGCUUUGUCGCAGGUGGUUAUAAUCCAAUUUGGAGGCAUGGCGUUUAGUACGGCAGGUCUUUCGAUAGACCAGUGGCUUUGGUGUUUGUUCUUCGGCGCGGGGACGCUGGUGUGGGGACAGUUGGUCACCACUGUACCCACCAAGAAAAUACCCAAGAAGCUCUCUUGGGGCCGAGGCCAGCCGGACCCGGAGUCCAUCCAGCCCGGUCCGGACUACGACUCGGAUCUGGACAAGAAGCCGCGCGCCGGACAGAUCCUGUGGAUCCGCGGGCUCACGCGCCUGCAGACGCAGGUCAUAGGUGGCGAGUUACAGGAGCGCUUGAUUCCGGUGCCCUACAGCAAGACUUCCACCGAUCAAGCUAUACGCGUGGUGAACGCGUUCCGGCAGGGGCUGGACUCGCGCGGCUCGUUGGCCGACGCGGCGCUCGCGGAGGCGCUGCGCAAGCAGACGGCGCUCUCCAAGCGCUUCUCGCACACGUCCAGCGUGGACUACGACGCGCGGGACGCGCGCGACGCGCUGGCGCCGCACGACCUGGACGUGGAGCGCCUCUCCAGCCACAGCCACACCGAGACCGCCGUGUAA